Messenger RNA from Gasterosteus aculeatus aculeatus (three-spined stickleback), 1106 nucleotides. It is a transcript of the gene nudt21, whose product is annotated as nudix hydrolase 21. Gene Ontology annotation, molecular function: mRNA binding. The record is from RefSeq and is a predicted model, not a curated record. NCBI's taxonomy places the organism in Eukaryota, Metazoa, Chordata, Actinopteri, Perciformes, Gasterosteidae. Gene Ontology annotation, biological process: mRNA 3'-end processing. Gene Ontology annotation, cellular component: mRNA cleavage factor complex.
AAAAGGGAGGACCGACGAGGGAAACGACGGCCGAGGAGGAACCCCGUUCUCGCUGAUCGUUCGCACAAGUGUGAAGCCUCUCUUCGUCUAUUUAGAUAAACCCCCGUAACGCCGCCACCGGAGGUCCAUUCGCCGGAGGAUCGAGCCUCGCCGCGCACGCCUCAAGAGAUGUCGGUCGCGCCUCCCAGCCGCUCGGCCGCCGGCUGGCCGCGCGGCGGAGCCGUUCAGUUUGGGAACAAAUACAUCAGCGGGCCCGCGAAGGCGCUUUCCCUGGAGAGGACCAUCAACCUGUACCCUCUAACCAACUACACCUUUGGAACCAAGGAGCCUCUGUACGAGAAGGACAGCUCUGUGGCUGCCCGCUUCCAGCGGAUGCGUGAAGAGUUUGAUAAAAUGGGAAUGCGGAGGACAGUGGAGGGUGUUCUCAUUGUCCAUGAACACCGGCUGCCUCACGUGUUACUGCUGCAGCUGGGCACCACUUUCUUCAAACUGCCCGGUGGAGAGUUGAGUCCUGGAGAAGAUGAGGUGGAGGGUCUGAAACGCCUGAUGACCGAGAUCCUUGGAAGGCAAGAUGGCGUGAAGCAAGACUGGGUGAUUGACGACUGUAUCGGCAAUUGGUGGCGCCCGAACUUUGAGCCUCCACAGUAUCCGUAUAUUCCAGCUCACAUCACUAAACCCAAGGAGCAUAAGAAGCUAUUCCUGGUUCAGUUGCAGGAAAAAGCGCUGUUUGCCGUCCCCAAGAACUAUAAACUGGUGGCAGCACCUUUGUUUGAACUGUAUGACAACGCUCCUGGAUAUGGACCAAUCAUUUCCAGUCUUCCGCAGCUUUUGAGCAGGUAUAGUUUAUGUCAUUGUGGAACGAGCCUGAAUUGAAAUGAAACACUUGUAUUUUUCUUUUCUUUUCUCUUUUUUGACUGUCAUUGGCUUAAUUAUAAACAGUAGGGUUGAAAUCAAAUAUCCUCGCGAGAACUGUCCAUACCAAGGAUUUGCUAUGUACAACCGCUGACAAAUCUGUAUACUCUGUAACUUUUCUAACAAAUCAAUCGGCUUGUAUUGUUCAUGUUUUGAAAUGUAACAUAAUAAACAUUUGUAUCAACACCAAUUAA